CCGAGGAGGCGAAAGUAUUGGGGAGUACAAGAGGAAAGUAGCCUAGAAGAGUGCUAUGAAAGUCUAGCAUCUCCCGCUCUCUUUUAAACUGUUACACAAAGCCUGAUGAGGAUGUCUGUACCCUCUUGUGGUCAGUCCAACCUGGUGCAGAGCCUGGCUGCAUUGCUGAGAAACAAUGGCGACUCUGUUCUGGAUGGUACCAGCACCUUGACUCUGCGGGCCGGCUGCCUUCAACACCUGACCCGCCUCUUCCAGCAGUACAUUCACUCCCGUGCCCAUCAGCAUGGCUUCCUGGCCCUGCCCUCGCACCCGGCAGACACACCCUCCAUGCUUCAAGUACAGUUCCUCUUCGACAUGCUGCAGAAGACCAUUUCACUGAAGCUCAUAAAUCCCUCAGGCUCCAGACUCCAGUCAGUUGUGAAGAUCUUCCCCUUCAAAUCACUCAGAUACUUGGAGCUGAAGCGUAUUCCCCCUCACUGCCUGGAAGGCCUGCGGGCUGUCUACUCCCAGCUCCAGGUGUUCAUCUGCUCCAAAAGCGUCAGCUCUCUGGAGGAGCUCCUGUCUCUGUGCGGGGGGGACCUCAGCUCAGCUCUAACCUGGCUGGAACUGCACACCCUCAACUUCAGCUACAACUCCAUCACCUGCCUGGAUGACUCUCUGGGGUUACUGAACGUGCUGAGGUCCCUGGACCUGAGCCAUAACAAAAUCCAGGACUGUGGCGAGUUUCUGCUGCCGCUCAGCGACCUGCAGCACUUGAACUUGGGCUACAACUUCCUGCAAAGGGUUCCACUUCUGGGAAUGAGCUGCAGAGCCAAACUGGUCAAACUGGUUCUCAGGAAUAACGAGCUGGAGACCAUUAACGGAGUGGAGCACCUGUGCUCUCUGCAGCACCUGGACCUGGCCUAUAACCUGCUGAUGGAACACUCCCAGCUGUCCCCGCUGUUACUGCUGCACAACCUCAAUACGCUCACCCUGGAGGGAAACCCGCUCUACUUCCACAAGACCCACCGUCUCUGCACUGUGCGACACCUCUCCCCGAAGGCAGCCUUCCUCAGACUGAAACUGGACGGCUGCCAGCUGUCAUCGUCUGAGCUAGCAAUCUUGCCGAGGCCCGGGCAGCUGAUUGGCCACACGGCGUCUGCUGUAGCCCCAGCUGCCGUGGCAACGGAGCGGGGGCCCCAGGAUGUGUCCAGUGGGGCAGGGGAGAUGAGUGACAGCCUGUCUCUGAGUGAGCCGGCCGUGACGCGGCUUCACAGGAAGAAAUCCAGGAAUAAGGUGAGAGUAAGGAGAGCCAGCAUCUCUGAGCCUAGUGACACGGAUCAUGAUCUCAGGAAUCAGCCCGCUUUACAGGACAUCGUCCUCCGUCAUCAGAAGGAGAUUGAGAGGAUGGAGAGUUUCCGUGACCAGCUGGGUGAGGACUGGCUGCGCUACCAACACCACCUGGAGGUGGCGCCGGUAACCGUGGAGAAGACAGACCACACGAGCGCCGUGAAUGGCCGCUGUUCCCCUGCCCCUCCCCCGAUCGCGGGCCCACCCUGCACUGUCUCGCAGCCGCCCCAGCUUGAUAACAACACCGCACCCCUGCUCACCUCUGAGCCCAAAGUGGAGGCGUCAGAACCCGAGGCGGAGCCCGAGACGGAGUCCACCCUGCAGUGGCCUGGCCACAGUGCCGAGAACACAGAGUCCACCCUGGACACCAGCCUGGGGGAGCUGCAGGCUCAAGGGAGCAGCGGGACCCUUCCUCAAGAGGAGGAGGAGGAGGAAGACUUGGGAGUGGACAUGUGCCUGCCCCUGCUGGUGGGUGUGCUGUCGGAGGCAGAGGAGGAGCAGGGCGUGAGGAAGGCCCCGUGCCCGCGGUUCCUCCGGGUGAAGCCGGGCCUCGCCCUGGAGGUGGACAUGCAGAGCGGCCGUGUGCUGGCCAGGCUAGAGCUGGACAGCCUGCAAAGGGUCACCACCUCUGAGGCCACAUGGACAGAGAAGCAGGAGGAGAGGUGUGUCCCAGCCCUGGAGCUGCACUUCAGUUACAUCAGCCGCACCCGGCGCAGGCGAUGCUACGCCAUGCUGGAUGACGACCCCCAGCAGGCCCUGCAGGCCCUGGUGGAUGUUCUGUCUCGGGUGGCAGAGGAGAACGAGAGCAGGAACUCCGAAGGCCGGCCGCAGGGCGUGCGUCUGCAGUGCCUGAAGUGUCGCGCCGAGUUUUACCAGCAGGGGGAGCCAGGGCCCCUGAGGCAGAUACCUGGAGAGGGCAUGGAUGGGGAGGAGGAGUACAGCGGUCAGGACGCUGCUGGGAACAUGCUUAUCUGCCCGGAGUGUAGCAGCGAUCAUGUGGUUCAGCUGCCUGGCCAAUCAUAUCCUUCCACCAGUACGCCUGUGCAGUGCUCCUCUGAGGAUGAGGGGGGUCGACGCUUUGCUUUCAACGACACGGACACUCCUAUGCGUCUCAAGGACCCUGCAGUGGGAGGAGCUUCCUUGACAAGCGGCAGCCCCACCUACAUGGGCGAGGCCACAGCGCUGGAGCAGACAGGCACCUUCCUCACGGCCAAGAGCGGCAUCUUCUACAUCGGGGACGGGGACAGCUUGGCCGACGGGAACCUGUCCCAGGCGGUCAGCUUCCACACCCCCGACGGCCCCAGCAGGGAGGAGCUGUCCACAAGCCACAGCUACAGCGCCCCCCAGCCCCCCGGCGCCCCCUUGCGAUACAUGGAGGGCUCCAGCCCUGCCCAAUUCAACCUACUCACAGAGGACUUUGAGGCAGUGGACCAUCGGCUCAAGCUCUUCCUGGACAUGGAGGUGUUCGAGAACAACUCUGAGGAGCUUCACUGCUUCCUCAAGAUGUCCGCAGUGAAGUUCGGGGACCCUGCGGAGUUCCCAUCCCUCCUGGUGGUGUCAGACCAGUCCUUCUACAUCCUGGAGAUUACCAUGGAAAUGCAAGGGCAGCCGUCUGAUUGGUUGCUAAAGAGGGAGAGCCAUCGAAUCUCUGAGCUGUGUUACUUGGAGGUAGGCCUGGGGUCCCAGAGCAUCCACAUGGAAUUCCAGGAUGGGGGCGCUGCCUACACCCUGCUCGUACGGGACAGCGCCCGCUGCAAGCACUUCUUUGGGCUCCUCACGGGAAUCGUGCGAGAACUGGCUCACAAGUCCAACAGUAAACUCAAGUCGAUCUCCACCACCCGGCUGAACCCACAGCACCACCUCUGGCCGCUGCUGUGUGAGACGACCCGGGUGGACGGUGCUGAGGACUGCCAGCCCCAGUUCUUCUAUCUCCUGGCGUUCACACAACAAGGUGACAGCUUGAGCCCGGUGACAGUGCUGGCCACUCAAGAAACGCUGUAUCUGCUCAAUGAGGAUCACCAAUGGUGUAAGAGCUUGCCCGACCCAAUGCCUAAUGAGGACGAGCCAACCAGUGGUGGGAGGGUCACAGUUCAGGAGACGCAACCAAUCAGCUGUGUGAGCUCGGUCCAUCUGUUUGCGAGUGACCCUUGCCGAGUGAACAUCAACGUUUAUGAUGAGAUGGAGAAAGAGGAGAAGACGUGGGCGCUGCGGUCCGAGAGCGCGGAGCUGGUGCAGGCCCUGGUGGACUGGGUCAGAACCCAGUGGGAGGCCAUGUUCGGGGUCAAGCUGAUGACCUGCCUUCAGGAGAUGGGGUCCUGAGCACCUCCCUGCCCACGCUCCCCAGGACACCUGUGCAUUUGUGUCCAGCAUGGUCUCAGCUGAACCAGUAAACGGGGAGCCCUUGUGCACAGCGCCCAACCAUCACUGUUGAUCAGAUUCUGAAGUCCUCAGACUCUCAGUUUCUCUCAGAGCCUCACCUUUGUCUGUCAUUUACUGUUUUCUUUGUUUUUCCACCUGUGCUGAUGCACCUUGAUUCAGGCCAGGUCAGACACAGUGUGGUGGGUUUGAUGGCCAGUGAGAGGGAGGGGUUGAAAUGCAAUGGGGGGGGGGGGAUUUUCCAGCAGUAGUACACUUGCAUUCAGUGUCCAGGAGCAGUGAAAUACUGAGACUUUUCCUCAUUUCCAAAAUGAUAAGGAAGCAGGAGCAGUGUCUGUAACCUCUUCUGUAACAUCAGAGACAGGGUUUGUAUUUCAUUGAUUAAAACUGGUAGCUGUUAUAGUUUAUGAAAGGGAAACUCGAGAUGAACAAACUAACUGCUUGGCAGGAUGAAUCUGUUGUUUCAGUCAGCCUUAUGAAGACCAUCCGCUUGGUUCGUUAAAUGUCCUACAAAAUGUUUUGGGUGUCAUUUGCAAAUACUUUCUUUCUGCUUGAAAGUGUUUUCAGGGUCCUUUUUGGAUGUUUGUUAGAUGACGCUUGUGUUGAUGGUUAUUCAAUAAUGGUAUCUUUUAAGAAUGCACAGAAUACCAAGGAGUUGCAAAGCACUUUCAA
Molecule: messenger RNA, 4377 nt
Organism: Megalops cyprinoides (Indo-Pacific tarpon)
Lineage: Eukaryota; Metazoa; Chordata; Actinopteri; Elopiformes; Megalopidae
Product: serine/threonine kinase 11 interacting protein
Exons: 26
Coding region: 106-3648 (1180 amino acids)
Biological process (GO): intracellular protein localization
Cellular component (GO): cytoplasm
Molecular function (GO): protein binding
Source: RefSeq, a predicted model, not a curated record